AUGGGUUUGCCACCAAUGGAUUUUGAUGCUGUCUUAGAGAAGUGCGGCAACUUCGGACGCUUUCAAUAUCUCAUUUUGUUAUGUUUCGCAAUUACGAAUAUCCUUUCGUCGAUGCAUUAUUUUUCGCAGACGUUAAUCAGUUUUACACCGGAUCAUUGGUGCUAUCACGAGAAGUUGGCCAACGCUAGUUUUGAGGAAAUUCGCGCGGUUUACGCCCAAACUCAGAGUCCACACUGCACACUACUCGACGAUGUAGUCGAUGGCAAGCCAAUUGUGGCUGAGGUGGGAAAAUGUCGGCAGUGGAUCUAUGAAUAUGAAAAAGGUUUCAGGAGCGUCACCACAGAUCUCAAUUGGGUAUGUGAUGACGCCUUCCAGUCGGCGGUAGGUCAAUCGCUGUACUUUGUGGGUUCCGUUACAGGAACAAUGUUUUUCGGCUUCUUAGCCGACAAAAUCGGACGUCUACCGGCAAUGCUUUGUACAACUUUGAGUGGUGCUUUGGGUGAUUUCCUAACAAGUUUUGCUAAUAAUUUACCAACAUUUGCGCUGUUUCGUUUCAUUUCCGGCUUAUCCACAGACACCCUCUACCUCACGUACAUAAUGGUUUUUGAAUACUUGAGUCCACAGAAACGCACACUCGGCCUAAACUUGAUAACCGGCGUGUUCUAUUUCAUCGGUUUGGCACUUUCACCUUGGUAUGCGCUGUGGUCCGGUUCGUGGCGUAAUUACCUGUACAUAGCUUCCAUACCGGCUUUGAUUGCUAUCACUUAUCCCUUUGUGAUUUGUGAGAGCGCACAGUGGCUGAUUACAACACAACGUUAUGAACGCGCCGUCAAAUGUCUGAAGCGUGUUGCCAAAAUCAAUAAGCGCGAAGUGAAAGACGAAGUAUUUGAAGAGUUCGUAGCAUAUUAUCAGAAAAAGGCGAGCGACGAGCGCAAGUCUGGUGCCACGAAAGACACUUUCUGGGGCAUGUUCCGUACACCACGUCUACGCAAAUUCACCAUUAUAAUGCUGCUGAAAUCCAUGAUCAUCAUGCUCGCUGUUGAUGUGAUCAGUAAGAAUAUGGAAGGCAUGGGUUCCUCACCAUUUUUCCUCUUCUCAGCUAGUUCGGUUUCGUAUAUUAUUGGCGGUUUUAGCAUUAUUCUGCUACAGAAUCGCAUCGGUCGUAAGGGCAUGGCUUUCACCACGCUACUACUUAGCGCCGUUAUUGUUGCCACUACUGGAUUUCUGAUUGCCACACUUGAUACCGAGCAGCAUGCGACCAUUCUCGCUAUUAUGGUCUGUCUCGGUCGUUAUGGUGUCGUGGUGAGCUACGAGGCGGAAGCGCAGUAUGCCUCCGAAUUUAUACCAACGUCGGUACGCGGUCGCGGCAUUGCGAAUAUACAUGUUGUCGGCUUCGGUUUCACCAGCCUUAGCUCUUAUGUGAUCUACCUGGGUUACUUCUACAAACCACUGCCGUCCAUUUUUGUUGCUAUAAUAUUGUUUAUGGGCGCGCUUUUAUGUUUGGCGUUGCCAGAGACUAUGAAUCAAAAAUUGCCACAGACCUUGAAAGAUGGCGAGGAGUUUGCGCGACAUCAACGCUGGUACUACUUCCCAUGCUUCGACAGGAAGCAAGAGCAAAAAGAUGCUGAAAUUAACAACUGAGAGUAGAAAUGUUCAAGUGUGUAUGUGUGUUUAGUGUUUUAUUAUAUGGAAUUGGAAUUUCGUAUUGAAAUUUGUGUAGAAAUGUGAAAGCUUUCAGUUAGUUUAUAGGAAAUGUCAAAAUAAAAGCUAUGAAGAGCUUUAUGAGGUUUUCCUUGUGUUUUGUUGAGCGUGUAU
Messenger RNA from Bactrocera tryoni, 1815 nucleotides. Its product is annotated as organic cation transporter-like protein. The transcript has 6 exons. The record is from RefSeq and is a predicted model, not a curated record. Gene Ontology annotation, biological process: transmembrane transport. Gene Ontology annotation, molecular function: transmembrane transporter activity. Lineage: Eukaryota; Metazoa; Arthropoda; Insecta; Diptera; Tephritidae. The coding region runs from base 1 to 1641 and encodes 546 amino acids. Gene Ontology annotation, cellular component: membrane.